Molecule: messenger RNA, 2107 nt
Organism: Liolophura sinensis
Lineage: Eukaryota; Metazoa; Mollusca; Polyplacophora; Chitonida; Chitonidae
Product: zinc transporter ZIP3-like
Exons: 1
Coding region: 459-1544 (361 amino acids)
Biological process (GO): zinc ion transmembrane transport
Cellular component (GO): plasma membrane
Molecular function (GO): zinc ion transmembrane transporter activity
Source: RefSeq, a predicted model, not a curated record
UGUGAGCUGUUUUAACGACACAUAUGUAGGUCGUUCGCUUAGUGGAAACUCUGGCUGCCAUGCUAUUUGAUACUGCGUGUGUGAGUGGAGUGGAGAGAUCUGGCAACAGCUGGGGACGGAGUUAGCCGGAGUCCGAGCCAUAUCUGAGACGAGGCAAGCCCACCCAUAUUAAAGCCAAAAAGUGACACACAAAAGGCGAGCUAUAUAUACGUUGUGUAUGUGCCCUUAUAGUACAGGGUGAGUGACCGGUGUUGGGGUGAGAAAUAAGCAGUGUUGGACGUUGACACAUGACAACUAUGCCGGUAUGUCCGACGCCAGUUCAUCCAGGGAGAUAAACUCUGGUGAGUCCUUAUGAUGCAUAAAACAAGUGAACGGGACAAAACUAUGCGAUCGCGUCAACAACAUGAACGGCAUCGACUUUUCUGUGGUCCUGUAUUAUCUGGCACGAUGACUGCGACAUGGAUCCUCUAGGCUGUAAGAUUAUCUGUGUGUUCGGUAUAUUGGUGACAAAGUUAGUCUUCGGAUUGUUUCCAUGCAGCUUCCAUGAACCUUUAAAACGUUUGGCAGCUCGUACGCCUGCGCGUCGGAAAUACUUCUGCCUGUUUGUGGAGUGCUUCCACUGUUUUGCUGCAGGCACUCUGCUGUCUAUGAGCUUUCUCCACAUUUUCCCGGAAUGCCAGAGAAUUCUUCGCGGUAUUACAGGACAUGAUCUGUCACAUAACAAAUUUCCUCUGGCCGAGAUGUUGACCGCACUCGGGAUUUACCUGUUAUUGCUAAUUGACAGGAGUAUUCACUGCUUGCAGAGGAGUCAGUGUCGGAAUCCGCCGACACAAGCCCAAUCUACGGAGAGUGUAUGUUCUACAACGGGAUAUCCAACACUGACAUCAUAUGAGUUGACAAGAAAACAAAGUCUGACUGAAGAUGAAAUUGAUAUGUCUGACAUCAUUGCCGAAAACCAUGCUGACCUGACGAAUCCAAAAUUGACGCAGUUGUCAGUUGAUGAGCACGGCGUGUCACUGCCUGUCGAAUUGUACCUUCCUGUCGAACACAAAGAAUUUCAGAUGUUAUAUGUGAACGGUGGAGGACGAAAAUCUGCAAAACUUGCCAUCAUUUUUGUUAUUGCAUUGAGUUUUCAUAGUUUCUUUAGCGGACUUGCGCUGGGAUUUCAACGUGGAGCGGUUUCCGUUUGGUUGUUAUUUGUAGGACUUGCCUUACGAGAGGUAGUGCAUAGUUUUAGUCUGGGACUUGAGUUAGCCAGAUUCACUGACAAAAGAUAUCAGAGUUUGUUCGGGAUCGCUGUCACGGCGACAAUUGCCGCAGCUGGAGUCGUCGGAGGAACCCUGCUGGAAUCUGCCACCUAUUACAAUACAUCCCUCAUUUCAGUUGUGACCAUAUUUCAGUCUAUUACAAACGGCGCCAUCUUGUAUAUAGUAUUUUUUGACGUUUUUCUGCCUGAAAUGGAGGAGGAUUACACUUAUGCGCAUGUGAUAUCAUCUCUGGUCGGAUUCGGAGCCAUGACAUUAUGUAUUGGAAUUUUGCUGUGAGGAAUAAAGUGGGAAGAAAUUCCUGACUACAGUUUUGUGCCAAAGACGAACGUGUUUGACCGGUUUAAAGGCUAGCAUUAAGAUUUUAAAAUCAUUUUGCCCAAAAAAUGUGGAAGCAGCUACAUUUAUGCUUGAAUCUGCACAAACAUAACGGAAGUGGUGUACGUCUGAGUUAUUAUAUGAAUUCAAAUAUUUGUACAUUAUCUCUUCGUUUCACUGAAGUUUUACAUUACAUCUCUUCACACAUACUCUCAGUCUAAGGUAAAUAUACCAACGUAAUAAAAAUCCGAUCACUUGUUAUAUUAAGAAUCUGUGUUGCCAUCAUGAUUUAUUGAACAAGUUAUGACGUCAUUUCAUGGAAUGAAUAUUUGAAGAAGCCGGUAAGCUACAAAAAAUGAAGCCCACUUCACCACUCCCCACGAUAGCAUCACAUUGUAGACAAAUGUCUCUCGACUUAUAUAAUUCAUUACCCAUGUGGGUGCAUUCUUACAUGAUUGCUUUUGUAAUAGCCACCCAACAAUCUCAAUAUUACUCACUUUUUACAACAAAGAUUUUCCAGAAAA